Molecule: messenger RNA, 1762 nt
Organism: Glycine soja
Lineage: Eukaryota; Viridiplantae; Streptophyta; Magnoliopsida; Fabales; Fabaceae
Exons: 13
Coding region: 258-1154 (298 amino acids)
Source: RefSeq, a predicted model, not a curated record
UUUUUUCCUUAUUUUAUCAAGGAAGUAUGUGCAUUGUACGCAGCGCCAUUUCUGCUUAUCCUAUUCGAGCUUCCACUCCAAUGGCUACCUCUCCACUUCCCAUUCCUCUCAAUGUUACCAACACUCAUCAUGCCAUUGCCAACCCCUUUGUGCCAGAGUGCUGGUGGUGAAAGCAGUGGAUUCCUUGCAUUCAGAGUUCAGGGCUGUGGAUAAUUUGGUUGUGUGCAAUACCAACCGUGUCCUUAAAGCUUUCCAGAAUGCUCGAGUUGGAUCCCAUCACUUUGGUGGUUGCACUGGUUAUGGUCAUGAUGAGGCUGGGGGCCGUGGAGCUCUUGACCAGGCUUUUGCCAAAAUUUUUGGGGCAGAGUCAGCUAUUGUUCGUCACAGACACUCAUGCUAUCACCUGUGCUUUAUUUGCUCUCCUGAGGACAGGGGAUGAGCUUUUGGCAGUUGCUGGUGCUCCCUAUGACACGCUAGAGGAAGUAUUAGGGAAAAGGGAAUCUGGUGGACUGGGUUCCCUCCAAGAUUUUGGGGUGAAGUACCGAGAAGUUCCACUUGCUGAGGAUGGUGGACUUGACUGGAAUGCACUCAUGAGUGCUGUAAAACCCAAAACAAAAUGCGCACUCAUUCAGCGGUCAUGUGGUUAUUCAUGGCGUCGGAGUUUGAGUGUCAAUGAGAUAGGCAGGGCAAUAAAAAUAAUCAAGAAGCAAAAGCCCAGCUGCUCAGUUAUGGUGGACAAUUGCUAUGGAGAAUUUGUUGAAAGCAUCGAGCCUCCCAUGGUGGGUGCAGAUUUGAUCGCGGGCAGUUUGAUCAAGAAUCCAGGUGGAACGAUUGCUCCGUGUGGUGGAUACAUUGCUGGGAAGAAAAAAUGUGUUGAAGCAGCUGCAGCCCGUCUUUCUGCACCAGGACUUGGUGUGGAUUGUGGUUCAACCCCUGGUGAUAUCAUGCGAGCCUUUUUCCAGGGUUUAUUUCUUUCAUCUCAAAUGGUUGGAGAAGCAAUCAAGGGAUCCUUCCUGAAGUUUUGGCAUCUAAAGGCUAUAAAGUGCAGCCUCUCCCCCGCAUCCCCCGUUCUGAUACAGUUCAGGCCAUCCAGCUUGGAAGCCAUGAGCGUCUCCUUGCUUUCUGUGAGGCUGUUCAGAGAAGCUCUCCAGUAGGUUCGUAUACCAAACCAGUUGCAGGUGCCACUCCAGGAUAUGCAUCAGAGGUCUGCUCAGAUUUCUCUCCACAAUCUAGUAGCAAAUCUGUGAUCUUUGCUGAUGGAACCUUCAUUGAUGGGAGUACAAGUGAGCUUUCAUGUGAUGGACCACUUAGAGAGCCAUUUACUGUAUUUUGCCAGGGUGGCACCCAUUGGACUCAAUGGGGACUAGUCCUAUGAGAAGUUUUGAAAUCAUUAUGAUGGAAUAUAAUUUUCAAUCAGAAGUUUAUAGAAAAUCAGUGUGCAACAUUCAGAGCAUGACAUGAUUCAGAUUGGUACAAAUAUAAUGGUACACUAUAGGAAUUAUUUGUGGAAGGGAGCACCUACUAAAACUUAUUUUUGGAAUUGUGUUCCAGCGCAUGCAGGUUCUGAUAUAGUAUAUAAUUUUUAUUUUUUAUUUUUAUCUCAUUGGUAGAAUUGCUAGCUAGUGUUUAGCUGAUCACACCAUGUCUUCUGUUUGAACUUUGAAGCAAACUUCUUGGGAUGUUGAUACUUUGUAGUUUGUACUUGUCUGAUUUAUUUAAAUCUGAUCAAAAGUUGUAGAAGUUCAGUAUAAUACUUUUUUCA